Molecule: messenger RNA, 474 nt
Organism: Homarus americanus (American lobster)
Lineage: Eukaryota; Metazoa; Arthropoda; Malacostraca; Decapoda; Nephropidae
Product: variable charge X-linked protein 3B-like
Exons: 2
Coding region: 1-474 (157 amino acids)
Source: RefSeq, a predicted model, not a curated record
AUGGUAAACAGAGAGCCUCUUACCUUCCGUCUCCUCAGCCUCUCCCAGCUGACGAAGGAGUAUCAGAGCCUUUCCCAGCUGACGAAGGAGUAUCAGAGCCUUUCCCAGCUGACGAAGGAGUAUCAGAGCCUUUCCCAGCUGACGAAGGAGUAUCAGAGCCUCUCCCAGCUGACGAAGGAGUAUCAGAGCCUUUCCCAGCUGAGGAAGGAGUAUCAGAGCUUCUCCCAGCUGACGAAGGAGUACCAGUGUCUUUCCCAGCUGACGGAGUGCCAAAGGCCUCUUCCACCUGACGAAGGCGUAUCAGAGCCUCUCUCAGCUGACGAAGGCGUAUCAGAGCCUCUCCCAGCUGACGAAGGCGUAUCAGAGCCUCUCUCAGCUGACGAAGGCGUAUCAGAGCCUCUCCCAGCUGACGAAGGCGUAACAGAGCCUCUCCCAGCUGACUGUUAUGUUAGGGAUAAUUUCAUGUUCCUAUAA